AUGUAUCUGUCUCUGUUGUGCUGCUUGAAGGGUGUUUUCUCCUGGGUGGGAGACUGGCAGUGGUUCUGCAUGGUCACUCUCUUUCUGGCCUCGGUUGUCACUUUGGUUAUAUACUUGGUGCUGUAUUUUUCCAACGAAGCCCCUGUUGGGAAAACACAUAUCAAUCAUGUGGAUUCAGAGGAAGCUGAUGGGAUUUUAUGUUGGGUGCUUUCAUUGAAAAACUGGAGGAGUCAGUGGAGAAGAGCCUGGUUCAGGAGCCUCAAUGAGGAAGCUUGUAGAUCACAGAGCGGAAUUCAGCUGACCUUUGAAGAUGAUGGUGUCCAGUCAUCAGAACUGGCUGUGGACCAGAUUUCAAGCUUCACAAAAACACUGGGUCAAAAGAAUGUUCUGUGUCAAGUGGUUGGAAACAAGCUCCAGUUUUCCCUCAGCGCUUUCCCGAGCUCGACGACUUCACAAACCCCCUUGAGAUACAGUGUCAAAAUUUCUCCACUUCAUCUGCAGCUGGCCCUACAGAUGAAAGAGGUGAACGGGGAGGUGGAGAUUUCCUGGCGGGUGCUUCACCUGGACUCUGUAGAUCUGCAGCUGAUGCCGAGCUUUGCACAGGGAGAUUGUCAGAGUCUAAGUGAAGCUGCUGUGACCGACAGGCUCAGACAGGUCUUGAACGGAGCUCAAGCAUCUGUAACUUUGAGCAGCCGGCCCGCAGAAUCUGCAGAAGUCAAGGAAGUAAGGAACAAGACCUUGCAGGCGACCUCCCCGCCGAAGCCCCCACGAGCUCAUGAAUGGAAACUGUUAGUGAAGAAUAUCCGGGUCACAUUCACACAGGAGGAUGGUGCUGCAGGCGGCAUGAAUCCUCAGUGUAUCCUCCAGCUGGAUGAUCCGCCUCAGAAGAUCAACAGUUCAGUGUUGAGUAACAAAAGCAACCCGGCGUGGGACCAGCCCUUCAUAUUUGAGCUUAGCGGCCGGUCAAAGGAGCUGAACAUCCAGGUCGUGGAUAACGGCAAACCCGUAGAAAGCAGUUUGUUAGGGCAGGUUUCUGUGCCUUUUGAUCUGGUGAGGAAACACCCUAAAGGUCAACAGACCUUUUCACUCAAGACCAAAGAUCAAGUUACUGGAUCAAUAACUACUGAGUUCACCUAUCUGGAGCCCAAUGAGGUGCGUACCUGGCAGACACCCACCCCGGCCCCUACUAAAAGAGUGGAGAUGGACCGCACUGUGAUGCCCUGUGGCACCGUCGUCACCACUGUUACUGCUGUGAGAAGCAAACCAGGACGACCUUUACCACCCGAAUCCAAAUCGCCCUCUAAAAAUAAGCUGGCGGAGAGAAGGGUGUCGGAGCAGCCGUCAAUACUCGGCGCCAAAGUUAGCAAAGCUCUUUCAUCGUCAGAUACGGAGUUAUUGAUUCUAAACGGGACAGAUCCUGUAGCCGAGGCUGCUAUCAGACAACUGCACGAGUCUGCAAAACAGAAGCUCAAAUCUCCCGUCAAAAAGAGCACCAUUAUCAUCUCAGGAGUGUCCAAGGCCCCUCUGUCCCAGGAUGAAGAGAUGUCUCUGAUGGCAGGAUAUGCAGCGGCGAUGGACGCUUCAAUGUCCGGAGCAUCUGAGGGCACCAACAGCGACCCCUUACCCCCUGAAAAAGUAGAAGAAAACAGCAUUAUCGAAGCCACGGAGUCCCUGGUGGGUGCAAACGGCACAGACCAUGUGGAGGACUGGGAGAGCCAGACUGGAGAAGACCCGGAUGCAGAUAAAACCUCCCUGUCCCUCUGUAUCUCUGAAACAGGCUCCAAAAAAGGAAAAGGCAGCUUCCUCCACAAGAGUGCCAAGCUAUUCUUCAGACGGAGGCAUCAGCGAAAGGAGCCGGGCAUGAGCCAGUCCCACAAUGACCUCCAGUACCUGGAGCAUCCUGAGGCGGCCGUGAUGGGCGACAGGGAAAAGAGGACCGCCACCUUCAGGCGCAUCAUCAACCGCAAACUUCUCCCCAAGAGCAAGAGCAAAACCAACGGCAUGCUGAAAGAACCGCCAACGUGAACUUCACAUUAGACAAGCCCGUCAUCCAGACUAAUAGCUUUUGAGCCACUUCAUAUUUCUAACAUGCUCCUACGAUUUAUGCAAGUCAUCAGUACGUAUUCGUCUUUUUGGGUUGUCCUUUGCCAAAACCUCCUCUGCGUAGCAACAAUCACAGUCUUCCUCUCUCAUCCACGUUCCCAGAAACCCUUCAGUCAACCUGUGCAUCUCUCCAUCCCUACGAAUGGGAUGUCAUUAGCUAAACAGUCGUAUGUUUUGAUCUUAAUAUGUGUGAUUAUAUGCAAGAAAGUUUACAGAACAGCCUCCUAAUGAGCACUGGCUCUCGUUCGUCGCUCUAAAAUGACUCUUAUGCAAACAGUGAUCGUCAUGUACAAGAUAUACUUUGUGUUUGUGGCCUUCUAACCAAAGCAGGAUUCGAUCGUUCCAUCUACCUUAGCUUUAACCCUCUGGAAAACCCCGCUGGUGGAUCAGACAAGGGAAUUCCAUCGGUUUGAUUUGCACUUCUUUUAUAUGCUCCGAACUCAUUUUGCAGUGAUGGUGCAGUGCAUUUUGUGGGAUUUUGGAAGUGAACGUGCUCUGUAAUGACAUGUGAAAGACCUCUCUGCCUUGAUGUGAAUUGAAUAUGUGAGUUUUCGUACUGAGCGAGAGACAAAUCUGGGAGAAUAGUGACUUUUAUUUGCGAAAUUUGUUUUAAGAACAUUCGCUAACAUACAGUGGGGAAAAUAAGUAUCGAACAUGUCACGUUUUUCCUGGAAAUAAUAAUUCUAAAGGAGCUGUUUACGUGGAAUUGAACCAGAUUUUGGUAUAAAUCCAAACAGUGUCCACUCUGGUUUCAUAUUCAUCAUCCUGAUAAUGUAGAUGUUGGACUGAAGCAGCUAAUAUUCAUUUACAAUGAUGAAGGGCAGAGGGUUGCUGAAGAACUACUGAGAGAUUUCAGCUGCUGUCUGGGCGUUCACAGCCUUUUCUUCAUGCGUUUAAUACUUUUUCCCUGUGUAAUUUCAUUUUAUUACACAUAACUUCAUUUGUAAACAAAUUAGUUAUAUUUGCAUAUAUUUUAUUUGGUUAUUACAAACCACAGAUAUUUACAUUAGAUCGUCUACUCUGUUGUUGUCUAUUGGAAGGAAUGCGUCAAUAGAGCCGCCAUUUUAGUACAGGUUAGCGCUCCUUUGAAAUGAAUGUGGUACCAAGGUGUAGCGGAGGACUGGCCAUCCAGAGCCAGAGAUAUAUACACAUGUAUAUAUACAUAUAUCUAUGAUCAGGAGUUUUCCCGGUGGUCAGUAUGCAAAUUUUUUUUAAAUUACGAAAAUUAUAAUUUAAUAUCACUUUUCUACAUCGAUGGAUAAGUGAUCACACAUGCGUUCCCGACAAAGAGCGUGUGUUUGUGUGCAUGGUAUUACGAACACAAAAAGAAAGAAAAAAGGGAAUGCAACAUAAAGAGUACACAUGAAUGAAGUUGUCUAAACUAGUAAAUUUAUUACAACAAAACAAAUCAAGCAAAUCAUGUGUCACAACUAAGCAAAAAUAAAUAAUCAAACCUCACGUUCUCCAUCAAAUAUACAACACUAACCUAAGACUAACAACCCAACAAUUAACAAAGCAUAAUAAAGUAAGACUUAUGGAAAAAAGGCAGGAACUUAAAAGAAAAUAAAUGAAGCUUGAUGGCUGGCAGUGUAGUCUCCUCUCUCUGCUCAAUGUUGGUCCAUAUUUAUAGCCAAUUUGCAAAUAGCGCAACUCGCCCCAGGUGCGCAAAUGCGGACCAGACUCUAGGAAACAAACAGUGAGUGACGUCACGGCAAACAAAAUCAAGCACAAGCAGGCAUUAGCCGUAACACUUGGAAAUGUAUUAUCCUCCCUCCCUGUUAAAUUUCAUCUAAUCCAUGUCCUGAAACACACCCCCUCUCCUGCUUUCCCUUCUCAUUCUAACAGAGGGAGCAAUUCGUUUGUGAAUGAAUCUCUGUUAUGAACGACUCGUGUGAAUCAUCGAUAUUCCUGCAUCUCAAUGUGCAUAUCCACCUUUCUGAUCUAAAUGUUAUAUAACAUUUAUAAUAUUCAAUAGUUUAGGGUGAACUGUGUGCACAUUGAGGUGCAGGCGCUGUUAUGUUAUCAGGCACCCUUAUAAGUUACUUCAAAAACUAACCGUUACUUCACUUAGCCGACGAUAAUACAAGUUUCUGGCACAGCGUCUAACAAAACUAGCUUAAGCCUAGUUUUUAGUGCAAGUUGGUGCUUUUUUGGUUAAAGGUUAGUGGAGUAAGUGAUUUUAUUAUCGUUAAUAACGUUACUAAUUUACAAAAAAAUUUGUAGCAUACAAAAACAUAAACGAAAUGUGCUGCCCUUAUGCUUUUUUUUCUUUGUUUGCUCAUUACUACGCCUGUACACAGCGCUAAAGUCUAGCAUCUUCAGAUUGGCUUUAGUCUUGACUAAGUGCGGUUGAAUGACUUUUGUCCUGGGAGCACUGCACAAAUAUGACCGCGGUAUUGACGCAUGCUCAGGGUCUGUAUGCGAUAUCUAGUGUAUAUAUGUAUAUAUCUAUAGUUAUAUAUAUGUAUAUAUCUAUAGUUAGCUAAUGGAAAUUUCAAGUCAACAGCACCUUUAGAAAUAUGUUUACUGAGAAAAAUGAUGUGUUCAAUGCUUAUUUUCCCUGCUGUCUAACGUUAAUAUAAAUGUUUAAGAAUGUUCUAGUCUGGCACUGAUAUGUUUGCUUUAAAACUGGUGUGGUUUAGCGUUUACCCUUUAAUUACAUAAUACACAAAAAGAGAUGGGGAAAACAUUGAUUAUAUAUUUUUUAUUCAAUAUUUUUUUUAUUUUAAGCAAACAUCGUUGUGUAAUUCUAUAUAGAAAACGUGUUUUUCCACCAUUAGUUUUCCCACGAUGCCACACGUUUAAAAAUAGAGUUUUACCUAAGCUUUUUGACACUAAGCAAGGGCAUUUCCCCUUCCCCCUCAUUGAGAAAUCUUCGAAUACAUGUGUGUUUGGUAUUGUUUGUUUAGGAGUUCUUAUUUUAGGCGUGCUGUUUUCUUUCCUAUACACUCUUAAGCCACAUGAAAUGUUGGCUGUGAAUGCCAACCUGUUUGUAUUUUGGACCUCAACUGUUUGAGCCUGUGUGAAGAAUUGCAGUGGAUUUGCGCUUUGGGAGAUUCAAUAACAGGCUACACUUGACAUUUACUUGAACUCGAGCUGCAUAUGUAGAAGAAACCUGAAUGCCUGUCCAUACUGAAUGUUGCCAGAAAGAAACCUCAGCAGCCUGGCUUGUCAAAUCUGUAUUUGGGGAGGACUACUGUUUCGUUUUUAGUGUAGGUUGUGUUGUACAUCUUGCCUGUUAACGCAUCAUCAAGUUGCGUUCCUUCAUGAGGCACAUGAAGAUUGUGUAUUUUACUUUCCUCCUGCUUAAGUGGCCGUCCCAGCCAUUUAAAUGAAAUCAAACACAUCAGUCCUCAUAUCAUCAUUGUAACCAUAUGCAUUGGAGAUCUCCUUGUUAACCUAAUUCAUCUGUGCUUUCUAUUGGUUGUAUUGAAUGCCCUUUGGAAUUGCCGUUGUUCUGAAUGAUUAUUGUAUCCAUGAAAGCUCACCGUAACACAUUUACCUGCAAUAUUACGAUCACACGUAUCCAGUAAGAACUUAGAGCUGUUCAGUUUUUGUAGUCCUAAAAAGCUAUGGGGAUGUUAAGAAUAGUGGUUUGCGAUUAAAUUAGGGAUAAAUUAACGUCUGUUGUGACUUUGUUUGUUUAUAACACAAAUUAUAUGUAGACACAUUGCUGUGCUUGCUAAUGGUUAAUUUGUUGCUAUGUAAAGGCUACAGCUACCACAAGGAUGCUAGCUUUUGAAUCUCAUAUGCGUCUAUUUUAACAACAAUCAGCUUUUAAAAUUUGAGGUUGUGUUUAAAAAGUCAAAUAAUGUUACAUUUUGAGACCAUUUCAGUGUGGUCAUGUCAUUGGCCCUUGAACAUGUCCUUCUUGUCAUCAAACAGUUUCAACUGUAACCGGAGGCAAUUCAAUCAUAACUUAAUGUUUAAACUGCUAUCAUAACAAUAUUUAUCAAUAUGUGGCUCUUUUUUGGAUUAUUGGAAGUUAUAGAAGGUAAAAUGUAUAACAGGAAAUAUGCUGGGACCAUUGUUUUUGUUUACAUCCCUCAAGACGUUCUAUGGGAAUACUGUGAGGGAGCUUGUAAAUUAGCAUCGUGUUUAGCCUAGAAAUUGACGUCAUGACUGAACAGCUCUAAUAUAAUAACGUGACAAAGACCUUUAAUGUCAGAAGAAUAUCAAUCUAUGCUAUGCAGGAAUUCUGUUUGUUAACAUAUCUUUACUGGUUUGAGCAAUAAAUCCUGAAAGAACAA
Molecule: messenger RNA, 6353 nt
Organism: Danio aesculapii
Lineage: Eukaryota; Metazoa; Chordata; Actinopteri; Cypriniformes; Danionidae
Product: C2 domain-containing protein 2
Exons: 15
Coding region: 1-2025 (674 amino acids)
Source: RefSeq, a predicted model, not a curated record